This is a messenger RNA of Haemorhous mexicanus (house finch), 12284 nucleotides long. Its product is annotated as chromatin remodeling regulator CECR2. Bases 77 to 4525 code for a protein of 1482 amino acids. Lineage: Eukaryota; Metazoa; Chordata; Aves; Passeriformes; Fringillidae. Gene Ontology annotation, molecular function: protein binding. Gene Ontology annotation, biological process: chromatin remodeling. Gene Ontology annotation, cellular component: CERF complex. The transcript has 19 exons. The record is from RefSeq and is a predicted model, not a curated record.
GAGCGGCGGCGGCACACGCAGCCGCCCGCGGAGUGAAGGAGGCAGCGACCGAGCGGGCGGACGGCGGCCGCGGGAGAUGUGCCCGGAGGAGGACGGCGGCUGCGGCGGCGGCGGCGGCGGCAGCGUAGCCGGCACCGGUGGCCCCGAGGCGGCGGCUGCGGUGGCGCUGGACGAGCUCCGCUCCUGGUGGGAAGUCCCGGCCAUCGCGCACUUUUGCUCGCUCUUCCGCACCGCCUUCCGCUUGCCCGACUUCGAGAUCGAGGAACUGGAAGCUGCUCUUCACGGGGAUGAUGUGGAGUUUAUCAGCGACCUGAUCGCUUGCCUUCUUCAAGGUUGCUAUCAGCGCAGAGACAUCACAUCCCAGACGUUUCACAGCUACCUGGAGGACAUCAUCAACUACCGCUGGGAGCUGGAGGAAGGGAAGCCCAACCCUCUGAGGGAGUGCACUUUCCAGGAGCUGCCCCUGCGCACACGGGUGGAGAUCCUGCACCGCCUCUGUGACUACCGCCUCGACGCUGACGAUGUCUUCGACCUCCUCAAGGGCUUGGACGCCGACAGCCUCCGCGUGGAGCCGCUGGGCGAGGACAGCAGCGGCGCCCUGUACUGGUACUUCUACGGCACCAGGAUGUACAAGGAGGACCCGGUGCAGGGCAAAACCAACGGGGAGCUGGCUGCAGACAGGGGAUGUGGGGGGCAGAAAAACACCCCAAAUGUUCCUGGGAAAACGGGCAAGAGAAGAGGGCGACCUCCAAAGCGGAAAAAACUACUGGAGGAAAAUUUGCUGAGGGAGAAGGCAGAAGAAAGCUUGCUUAUCCACGAGACUCAGAUAAGAAAUGGGUCCCAGGGGCCUGGCCGUGGGACAUGGUGGUUGCUGUGCCAGACGGAAGAGGAGUGGAGGCAGGUCACAGAGAGCUUCAGAGAGAGGACUUCCCUUAGAGAGAGGCAGCUCUACAAACUCUUGAGUGAAGACUUCCUGCCGGAGAUCUGCAACAUGAUUGCACAGAAGGAGAAGCGUCUGCAGCGGACAGAGUUUUCUCCCAGGUGGAUGUCUGACCAUCAGCCCAUCAAACCAAUCAAGCAGGAGGUAAACCCAAAUGUGCUGAGCUCAAUGGAGAAGCAGAGGCGCAGAGAGGAAGAGGAGGAGCGCCAGAUCCUUAUAGCAGUGCAGAAGAGAGAGCAGGAACAGCUGCUAAAGGAGGAGAGGAAGAGGGAGAUGGAGGAGAAGGUCAAAGCAGUGGAAGAACGGGCCAGGAGGAGGAAACUUCGUGAAGAGCGGGCCUGGCUGCUGGCACAGGGGAAGGAGCUGCCCCCUGAGCUUUCCCACUUGGAUCCCAGUUCCCCUGGCAGGGAAGAGCGAAGGACCAAGGACAUCUUUGAACUGGACGAUGAGUUCACAGCCAUGUACAAAGUUCUAGAUGUGGUGAAGGCUCACAAGGACUCUUGGCCCUUCCUGGAGCCCGUUGAUGAAUCGUAUGCUCCCAACUACUACCAGAUCAUUAAGGCCCCCAUGGAUAUCUCCAGCAUGGAGAAGAAGUUGAAUGGAGGUCAGUACUGCACCAAGGAUGAAUUUGUGGGUGAUAUGAAGACCAUGUUCAGGAACUGUCUCAAGUACAAUGGCGAAGGCAGUGAAUACACAAAGAUGGCUUACAACUUGGAGAGGUGUUUCCACCGAGCAAUGAUGAAGCACUUCCCUGGGGAAGAUGGAGACACAGAUGAGGAGUUUUGGAUCAGAGAGGACGGGAGACGAGACAAGAGGAGCCGGCGGACCGGCCGCUCCAGCACAGGCAGUGUCUGGACUCGAUCACGAGACUCAGAUGGGGCCGGCAAGAGACAGCAACGCCUGGAAAAUGGAGGAAAACCUCCACCAUAUCGAGCUGCUUCCAGGGCUCCCGCUUCUUCCUCCUCUUCCUCUUCCUCCUCCUUCUCUUCGUCCUCUGUGGAUGACCCAAGUGGCAACCCAAUGCAGACUGCUCGAGAAGGGGGCCCUUCCAACGGGCGAGGCUUCCCCCGCUCCCUGCAGUACGGCGGCAUGCCCAGCCCCGUGCCACAUCCUGGACAGAUGAGACCAGCAGUGCCAGGAACCUUCGGCCCUUUGCGUGGAUCCGAUCCCACCAAACUGUACGGCUCUCCGCGAGUGCCCGAGCCCCAUCCCGGAGACCCGGUGCAGCAGCACCAGCACUUUGCCAUGCAGCCGGCCGUGGGACUGAGCGAGCACCGCGGGCACCGGCUGGGCACUCCGGAGAAGCAGGCCUGCGCGGCGCCGGCCCACGUGGCCGGGCUGGGCCCCCGGCUGGGCUCCCUGCAACUGGGCCGCGUGGGCGGCCCCCCACCAGAUGGUGUUUACCCACCGGCCCAGUUCCAGCAGGGCUUCCUCCCGCCACGGCACAACGGGCCCCCGGGGAAGCCGCCGGAGGGCUCGGAGGUCCCCCCCGGACACAUGUACCGGCCCUACAAGUACCUGAACCGCGCACAUCCGGCCCUGUGGAACGGCAGCCACGGCCCUGCCGGCCAGGCUGCCGUGGGGCCGGAGGAGAAGGCGCCCAUGGGGCCGGGGCCCUCGCUCCAGCCCCGGGUCCUGGGUCACAUGAUGGACCCCCGGGCCAUGAGGCCGCCGCUGCCUCCCAGCCAGUGGAGCGAGCAAUCAAAUUUCCUACCUCACGGGGUGCCUCCCUCAGGGUACAUCCGACCGCCCGGCAAAGGCACCGGUCAGAGGAUGCCGCAGCCGCCGGCCGCUCUCUUUGGGGGACCUCCUCAGGUUCAAAGAGGGUGCCAGGGCGGGGACUCCAUGCUGGACAGCCCGGAGAUGAUCGCCAUGCAGCAGCUGUCGUCCCGCGUGUGCCCGCCGGGUGUGCCUUACCACCCUCGCCAGCCGCCCCCGCCGCACCUCCCCGGGCCCUUUCCCCAGCUGGCUCAUGCUGCCUCUGCCAGCGGCCAGCCCCCAAAAGCCGUGGGAAAUGGGAGCUCACAGGAUCCAACCGGCCAGACCAUGGACAUGGACAGCAACCAAGUGGAUGCACUGGCAGGCGUGGAUGAGAAGGCUCAGUGCAUCAGCAUUCCCGACGGGGCCUACGCCAAACUCCUACCUCAUCCCAAGCCCCCGCUGCCCAUGGAGUGCACGAGGCGCGCCUUGGCCCCGGAUGGGGAGGGGGAUGGCCCCGCUGUGAAGGGCGACCUGAAGGCAGGGCAGGGCAAAGGUGCGUGGUCAGCAGAGAGCGGCUACGCCGGCGACCCAGGCUGUGUGAGGGACCUGGUGCCCACCUCCGAAAGAGGGGCUCCCCUGCCUCAGAAUGGAGCGGCGGGCGAGGGGCCGGCAGCCGGCCCCGAGGGGAAGGGGCUGGGUGCCAAUCUGCUGGAGAAGCCCCUCUGCGGUGGGGGAAAGGCUCUGCCCGAAGCAGCCGUGCCUUGCAUGGGACAGGGCACCGGCCUCCCUGGCGUGGACGCCACCUCCAUGGACGCCACCCCCAACCAGUUUCAUCCUCUCUACAUGUCCGGUCUGGAAUACCCGAAUUCAGCCGGGCGGUACCACAUCAACCCAGGCCUGCAGGGGUUCAGCCCUGUCAUGGGGGGGAAGCCACCUCCUCCUGCCUCCCACCCCCAGCAUUUUCCCCCGCGAGGUUUCCAGCCAAGCAGCGCCCAUCCAGGCGUCUUCCCGCGGUACCGGCCACCCCAGGGAAUGCCGUAUCCUUACCAGCCGCAGCCCCAACCCUCCUACCACCACUACCAGCGACCACCCUACUACGGCUGCCCACAGGGCUACUCGGACUGGCAGAGACCUCUCCACGCCCAGGCCAGCCCCAGCGGGCACCCCGGUGCCCACCCGUCCCUGGGCAGGCCCCCUUUCCCGGAGCGGGGCCCCGCCGGCCUGCAGGGCUGCGAGGCACUGAGCGCCGCCCUGGCCUCUCCCAACCGCGUGGACGUAGCGAGUGCCAAAGAGGUUUCUCCAAGCGACGGGCAGGAGCUGGGGCCUGAAGAUGAGAAGUCAGAGGAGUCCCAGGAAAGACCGGAGAGUCCCAAAGAGUUUCUUGAUUUGGACAACCACAAUGCAGCCACGAAGAGGCAGAGCUCAGUGGCAGCAGGGGAGUUCCUCUACGGAGCCCCCCCGCCACACCUGGGUGCGGGGAUGGGAUUCGGCCCGUCGGCUUUCCCUCCCCAUGGGGUGAUGCUACAGACUGGCUCUCCUUAUGGAUCCCGGCAUCCUGCCAGCCACUUCCAGCCCAGGACCUAUGGAUCACCCAUGAAUUCUCACCUGUCUCAUCAUCCAGCCUCCAGCCAGGCCAACGGCCUCUCUCAGGAGGGCCCCCUGUACCGCUGCCGAGAGGAGAACAUGGGUCACUUUCAGGCCUUGCUGAUGGAUCAGAGAGGCAGUGGAGGUGGCAUGGGGGGGCCACCCCAGGACUUGUAUAGACCCUCGGGAAUGCAAAUGCAUCAGGCUCAAGUUCCUUUCCCGAAGAUGCCUACAGCAACUAUGUCCCGAGAGGAUUUGACAUCACAAAAACCAUCAGCGUUGCCUCUGGAUCAAAGCUAGUCCAAGAAAGGACAGACUUCAUGAAGACGAAAGCCACACAUGAUUUGGACAAGGGAGAGGAGGGGCAGGCCUUGCUCCCACCCUCCCCUCGCCCCAGCAGCAUGGAGCUUCCCGGGUCUGCGGAGCACGGCGCCGUGCCGGAUUUUGUGCUGGAAACCCACAGAGGUGCUGGGCCCAGCCAGCCAAGGAGCUGGCUCACCAUCACAGGGCACCCCAAACUAGUGGCUUUCUGUGACAGGAGACUGCGUCUCAUUCAGGGUUUGAGGGAUUUUUCGGGUGGGGAGGGCGGGGGUGGGGGCGGAAACUUUCAUUGACUGCUAAACUCAGGUAUAUUUUUCAGGGUGGAAGAGGAUGAUGAUGGAAUUUUACUUGUAGUAUUAACGUGUGUGUUUUGGAGCUGGAUCCAGUUUACAGAAUUGAACCUGUUGCCUUUCUAAAUAAAUUUCUGUUGUUGGUGAAUGUAUUGUACAUAAUGGGGGAGGGGGUGGGCCCAGCUUGUAGUGGGCUUAGCACUGGAGGAAUCGUUAACUGUUUACAAUCAUAUCACACUGAAAUCUUUCAGGAUAAGGGGGAGGGUUUGGGGGCAGUGGGGAGAGGUGAGGAAAUGUGUGAUGGAUGAUUUGCUAUCUUCCUUCCUGUCCUCUGCAACCAAGACACGACCCCAUGGCUGGUUGACUUAAUAGAGGGAAUUGCUCAGGAGCAUAACAUGUCCUCCUUUUUCUCUUGUCUUCUUCCUCCUUCCCCUCUCACCCUCACCUCCACCCCUCUGGAUCCAGGGCCUGAGUGCACUUCCAGCUCCUGUCAUCAUGGGGGAACAAGGAAACCAGGACCAGGAAUUGAAAGCAGGGCAGGACACCCAUGGCAUUGUCCCUUCUGCUAGUAUAGUACCCUUCUCCCUGCCUUUCGGAUAGAAGAAAUUGUGCCCUAGAAAACAGAAAAUGGCAUAACUGGUCAUCUUAAAACUUAUUUUGGUGAAACCAGUGUAGUUGCAGGUGGAGCAGCACCUAUCCAGUAGAACAAUUUUGUGCAAAUCUGUACUGCCCUGCUGCCCAAGAAGAGAAGCCGAGUCCCCACCUCUUUCUCUGACCCUGGGCUAAAUUCACUUCUUAGCAGCAGUGAAGCUGAAAGUGCCACAGGCUUCCUGAGCACUUUUGCUGAGGAGGAAGAGCAAGAGGCUGCCUUGGGGGAAUGGUAGGAUUACUGCAGUGUGAGCCAUUUGUUGGAUUUGCAAGUUGCAGGUGAAUUGGGAAGCACUCAAGCACUCAUUCAGAGUUAGAUGUUGAGGUUGAUUGGCUCAGAAGCUGAGGGACAAAAGGGCUGCAUGCUCCAACUGAGUUGGUUUUACUUUGUUGUCAAGCAGCAGGUCCUACAGGGCCACUGGGAAAAACCCUCUGUGCCAGUGCUUGGACAGCCCCUGCUUGUUCAAGUGAGUUCUGUAGGAAUUUCAUUUGCAUUUAGACACAUCUUACAGCUAACAAGAAGUUGAUUUUUCUUGGGGAAGCUGGAGUAAAAUAGGGGAGUUGUUAAGUUAUGAGACUGGGCAGCAAGAGCUGCUGGGAGCACAGCUCUUGUGAGCAGGCUGCUGGUUGCACUGGGAGAGGACAGUGGUUAAAAAGAGGGUCUGCCAAGGAGUGGGACAGAGUAUGGCAGCAGCAGAAGGACAGAGCAACAUGCCCUUUAGUCUAUGUGAUAACAGCUAGAGGAGGAAGUCUCCAGUUUCUGGAGGAUUUUUCUGUCUGCUUUCUUAUUUUGGAUGGUGCCAUCACCCAAAUCUUUAGCUGGAUUGCACCAGGAUGCAUGGCUGUGCUGCCUUUGUCCUGCUGUGUAGAUCUACUACAAGCUGUUCAAGUAAAUGGCAGGUAGCAUCUGACUGAGCCAUUGCUCCUUCUGUCCUAAGCUUUUGGAAGCACAAAAAGCCCAAAAGAUGAGAAAUAUUCUUUCCUGAAAUAGUUGGGCAUGACUGCCAUGUUAGUGCCCAGUGAGCCUCACUUCUCUGUUGCUACAGUACUUUUGCCUCUGAUGAGCUGUUUAGGGCCAAGGAGUUAAAAUUCUUUGUGUGAUUGCACAAGUGUGCUUCCAGAUGCAGUUCUUACCCACUGCUGCAGCCAGCCUGGGAGCUGUAGCUGCUGGCUGCUUAGGCCAGGCAGUUGCCUGGGACAUCUGUCAAUGUACUGAGAAUGAUUUCCAAUAUCUAUCUACAGAUGCCAUUACAUUAGGAAAGGGAAGGUGGGGUUUUUGGUGUGGGUUUUUUUUUUCCAUUUGUAUUCAUCUGUCAGGGAGCAAUUGUGACUGGUGGAUUGAUCUAAACUGGAAGAGAUUGUCCUGAAGGUUGACCUUUGACUGAGAAAUGGGUGGCUGCUUUCCCCAGCCAAGAACAUUAUAUGUCUCUUACAAAUUUGUCCCAAAUCUGGCUCAUCAGCUGGCAGUGGUUUUCAGAGGUGCCCCAUCUGCUCCAAAAGGCAGGCCUAGAUCCUUCACUGAACAGAGCCACGGAAGCAGUAGUAGAUAUUAAUGAAAAAUUGUGCAAGUAUAACUCCUCUUUAAGGCAACAAAGCUGGGACAAACACAGUUGUUUCUCCUUGUAAAGUAGUCUUAUUCGCUGUAGAUAUAAAAAUAAUUGGAAAUAACAGAUUUAAAACCAGAGGAACUGGAAAGUACACUUUGCAGCAAAGCAUUGAAAACUAUGGAAAUGUGAAUGUAGAUUCAGCAAAGAAGCCCUGCCAUAGUUCAGCCUGCCUUCUGUAUCACAGCCAGCUGAAAUAUUGAAUGGGCCUCUCAUUCAGCCUAUUGUAAACGUUGCAGAACAGGAGGGUUUUAGAUGCUAUAAAAACUCUCCAAGAAGGCUGAAGCACACUUCAGCUGGAACUGGCACUGAAAACAUGGUUCUAGUGGUCAUGGCCUCUGGAUGAGUACCAAGCCUCAGACAAAACAGGAGACAACUAAGGAAGGCAAAAAUUUCUUGUGGUCUGCCUGGAGAGGGUAGUGCAGUGUUAGACAGUGAUAGAUACCCUCACCUGACAUGAGGGAAAUCUGGGAGAAGGGUUUGACUUACAGGUGUGGAAAACAAAACCAAGAAGUGAAGCUGACUCCUCUGGAGGGUUUCUAGGUAAAUGGCUUUUGAUGUAGUCGGUAAUUUUCAUUAAAGUGGCUAACAAGCUGCUGUUGGACAGAUGGUUUCUGUUAGACAAGUACUUAUAGAGAAUACAGGGAGCUAUGGCUGGGCUUUCCUGAGGACAGGACAUGCUGAGGUGCUGAUGGAGUCUUAGACUGGAGUUUCCAGACUUUUAAAUGCUUUGUUCAUAAGUGAGGGUUGGGGGUUUUUCUUUCCCUCUUACAGUAUCUAGGGAUCCCCUCAAAAUCAGAGCCCAAUCUUGCUAGCUACAAUCUGAGCCAAUCACUGAAAACUGAUUCCCCUCAGAGGGAACAGCCCUGGGAGAAGAUUGCUGGGCUGGAAUACCUGUGCAAAUGUAAGGAGGAACAGAUAAUGUGAAUUUUGUGAUUUCCAAACAAUGCUGCUUUGUAGAUAGUGUGGAAGAUAGGUUUGAGGGAUUUAGAAGAGUAGCAUUGCAGCUGUUUAUGUACAGAGUGGUGUUUUGUGCCACGGGUUGGAUUGCAGUGCAGGAGAAGUGUAGCUGCACUUUAAAAUAACAUGGCUUUUGAGUGCCAUGCUUGUGCCACUAUCUUAAAUUUUGAACACAAUACAGUGAAACUGCAGUGCAUUCCCAGCAUUGUUGUACAAUUUAUUACCAGGUGGUCCUUUUUCAGAAAGCAUCCUGAACUAGUGACUUUGCAAAAUUUCCUGUAGCUAUUACUUUUCCCAUCUGGAGGAUGUGUUCUGCUAUAAUUACAGAUUUCAUGUUAAAUGAGAUUAUAUAAUACAUAGAACAAUUAUGAAGUUGACCAUGCUCAAGCACAACAAAAAUUUCCAAUGUUCUCAGAAGAGCUUUGUGUGCUACUCUACCUUUUUAUCCUCUUGCUCUCCCCACCACUUCCUCCUUCUUAAGUGGUGUGUGGUGUUCCCAAGCUCCCUGGAUGUCAAGUUGCCUUUGCAAAGGCUCUUGUAUAAAAUCCCCCCGAGACUCUGAAUCUUUGGCCAUCUUAGGUGAUACAGGCCCUGACAAUUCAACUGGAAAGGGCAGUCACUGAGGCUUCACUGUGACUGAUAGCAAACUUAGAAGAAGUUUGCAGUCUAUAAAUUCCAUGGUGUGACCCACCAAACCACUCAGUAGCAAUCCAAGGCACCAGCCUGCAAUGAGGAGGACAAAAGAGGAAAGCAAAUUUGAAGCUUCAAGGUCCAACUAGUUUGAUUUGUGACUUUGAGGAGACACUUUUCUUGGAAGCUUCUGAUUCUUUCUUGUCUGCCAAAUGCCUUUUCCAUGCAGACUUUUCGAAGCAAAUCGCCUGUGUAUAUUUUUGUAAGUGUGGUUUCUCAGGGUCUUGGAGAGCUAUCAGCUUUAUGAUGUCUUAUCUGAAAGCAAGUCACAGAGACUGUCUUUCAUUCUGCUGACUGAGGCAGCUUCCCUGCAGGUUCUCACCCCAACACUUCUCCAUUUAAAAUGAAAGUAUAAUUAGAAAACAACCUUUCUUUAUUUUCUCCACUGAUCCCUGUCAGGUUUUUGUUCAUCUCUCUGUUCAGCCAGGGUGGUUUCUUUGUUCUUGAUGGCUUUGUUCUCCUUUCCUUUUCUGAAAAGACUGUGUUGAUGUAUGCUCUGUGGAAUUUCAGAGAAGGUGCUGAAAUGAGUGACAGGGAAGUGUCAUCCCUAAGGGUGGCUUGGAGAGGGCCAGCAGUGCAAUCUGUGAUGGUGUAGUUGGUCCUGGUUCCCUUUGCUGCAGAGCAGCCAUGCAACUGGGUCUGUACUUAAUCAGAGCAACCUCUUAAAAAGUUUUUAUUGUGGUGCAUCAGUGGAGGAACAGAGGAGUUUGCUCUUGCAGAAUUCCUGUUUUGCUUUAAGGUGGGUGCUGGUGGUUGCAGAGCAGUUGUGUGAGUGCCAGGUCCUUCCUGCAAGGCCAGGACUGAGAUAGCAGACUGUUCAAGGAGGGCUGCAGCUGCAGCCCCUGUGAGCUUUAAGAGCCUGUGUUUAUUGUGAGGGAGAGAGCAUCUCAAAGUUUGCCCUUGCAGCCUCUCCCCAUCCGUACCUGUUUUCCAUGGAGUGAAGGAGAACCCUUUUAACCAGCACAUACUGAACUGCUCCUGCUGGUUUUCACUCUGCCCACCUCCCACUCUGACAAAGAGCUGGGGAGGGACCCAUUUCCAGCUAUCUCCCAACAGGAGCUCCUUGCCCUGGGUACCACCAGGGCAAGGUUCAGUCCAUCCCUAGGCAGGGAAAUUCAGGACAGGGUUUAAUGGAUUUGAAACUAGAUAGUAACAUCCAAGUGUACCUUUGAAGUGAGCUGUGUUGUGCCCUUCCCUUUUUGAUCACUGUCUCACCUUGGCUGACAUGCAGGAUUUGAGAGACUGUGGAGCAUUUUGUAGAUCUUACACUGCUGGUCUUGCCUUGACUGAGGGCUUCUUUCCUUCGUUUGCAGCCAUGGCCUAAAUUUCUUUUGGCAAAGGUCUUCCUCUUUUUGAAACGUGGAUAUCAAAGUGAACAGCGCAUCCAGGAGAGCGCUACGUCCACCAGGGAAAGAGGGGACAAAGGAUUCAUUAGGACUGAGGCUUAAUUGGGAUUUUCACCAACUCUAGCGAGUCCCUUUUAUUUGGAAACUCUUGGCUCACUUAGCAUAAGGGCAGUAAGUGGAAUAUCUUCUAAAUGAAAGCAGAAUUGACUCUGUGUGAGCACAAUUCCCUUGUUGUGAACAAAGUCAGACCAGAGAGCCACUGGGGACUCCUUUGGACAUGAAAUGAGUAAGAGACCUGCAGGCACCUGGUGCACUCAAACGCUGGAACACGGCAGGGGAGCAAUCUCCCUUUCUGAAGCCAGCCAGGCAGCUCCAGGAGCCCAGGCCUCAACUCUUAGUCUGGAAAGUCCUCUGAUUCCCUUUUGUAUCAUAUGCCAACCCUUCCCCUCUCCUUGCUUGCAGCUUUCAAGCCUCUUUCCCUCUGCUGGCUUCCCUGCAGUCGGUGGCUGCCAAGGGCAGAGAUGAAAGCUCGCUGCCUACGCGAGCACAAGGGCACAGGGCUGGCCUUGCCAGCUGCCUCCUCUGCACACACACAGACAGCAGCUGGGGAGGGCACAUUUAGUCUCCUCAUGAAAUUAGGGUGUCCUCAGUGGCUCACAAGUAUUCUCUUGUGUGCCCCUGGGGUUUGCCACCCAGGCACAGCAGUGUCCAUCUGUCCAUCUGCCAGUACAAGGGUUUGCUCCUGGUCCCAGUGCAGGGCUCCCACAUGUGAUCCUGGCAUUUCUACCUCCAGGAGGGUUUAGGUUAAAAAUGCCUGUGCAUAUACUGUGUACAGCUGUGGAAACUCGUGUCUCUCCUCCUUGAUGGAUCAGUGAAUGCUACUGCCUGAUCUUUUUCUGAGCAAUAAUAACAUGCAACAGUGCAACUUUGACCUUCUUGUACUGUUUUAGGGCUAAGGUGGCUAUGGAACACACUGGGGGGUUUUCACAGUCUCUGGGAAGCAAGGUGCUCUCUGUGGCCCUGCAUUUUAUCAUGCCAUGUUCCUGCUUUCCCAGAGACUGGUGGGUUGAUUUAGGUAUCUAUGAGAGAGCUGGUUGCUGCUUCUGUGUUUGGGAAGGCAGAGAGGGAAGGGAGCAGUUGGGUAAAGUUGAGCCUCAUCUAUCCAUCUAUCCAUCCACAGAGCAGGGCACAUGGAAGAGGGGUGGGUGGAGAACUGAUUUAAUGCCUCUGGGGGAGGAGAGUGACCCACUGCUGCUUCACUUGGCACUGCUGGGGAGGGACUGGGGGAGCCUAUGCCACUACAUUCAUUCAUUUUUCUGAAGUUGGCUAACAUUGGGGUUGUUUUUGUAUUAUUGUAAGUUUGUAAAGAAUGUAAUCUGUCUGUCGGGGGCACAAGGAGAAAACGGGGGCCUUUCUCUUUUUGGGUGAGGCAGUUCUUAUGUUGCUGUGCUUUUUGUUGUUGGGCAGGGAGGGGUCUAGUGGCCAUGGGGGCAAAAGCCUGGCCCUUGUCAACAGCUUACAGCUGUCCCAGGGUUACAGGAGGGUGAGCUGAGGCUGCUGCAGAGACCUCCCACACCGAGCUGUGAAAAUGCCUCUGCCUGUGUCCCUCAGUGGGGGAAAUCUGACCUCUGCAGUGGGGCUCUACACUGGCGUGUUUUGCUGGGUGUGCUGGGGUGUCACAUUCGAGGACUGGGCUUGCUUGUCCUCAGCUCAAUUGGAAACUGGGCUGAACAGCUGCUCAUGCUGUUCAGGAAGGGUUGGACUGGAUGGGCUCAGUUUAUCAGCUCAAGAAGGAGUUCAUGCUGGAGCUGCUCAUCCCAGCACUUCUGUCCCCAGCAGGGCCUCAGGGGCUGCACCUCUCCAUCACCUGUUGCCCAGGAGCCCUCUCCUUCCUCCCCAUCCUGUAGAGCACAGUGUCAGGGAUCCUCUUCUCUCUCCUGCUGCUGCAAAGUUGUGUGAACUUUCCUGGUCAAUACUGGAAAGGGGAAUGCUAUUUAUUUUUAUAUUGUGUAUAUUUUGUCUUGGUCUGCUGAUUACCUUUGUUCCCCAAGAGCGACAGUUACCUCAAUAGUUAGUUUAAUACUGUGUGUUGGGUAAUUUUUUUAAAGAACUUUUUUAAAAUCUUGAUCCUUGGAGGUCUGUAGAUUUUAUUUCCAUAUGAAUUGGUUAUUUUGUAUAAAGUACGUUCUUAAAAUAGCAA